Messenger RNA from Saitoella complicata NRRL Y-17804, 2105 nucleotides. Its product is annotated as actin-like ATPase domain-containing protein. Gene Ontology annotation, molecular function: D-glucose binding; fructokinase activity; glucokinase activity. Gene Ontology annotation, biological process: glucose 6-phosphate metabolic process; glycolytic process; intracellular glucose homeostasis. Bases 193 to 1872 code for a protein of 559 amino acids. The transcript has a single exon. NCBI's taxonomy places the organism in Eukaryota, Fungi, Ascomycota, Saitoellomycetes, Saitoellales, Saitoellaceae. The record is from RefSeq and is a predicted model, not a curated record. Gene Ontology annotation, cellular component: mitochondrion; cytosol.
UUAGUAUACACCGCUGCUGUGAGAGUUUACGUGCACGGAGCGAAGCACGAGGGAGUUACGCGGAUCAGCAACAACACGCGGGCCGUCCUACUUGUACUUGUCAUUUAAGAAGGUUGGGGGUGCAGUACUCUUUAAAUCAGCGUCGUCGAAUCCAACUCCACGGACACCUUGAACUCUGAGCUUUGGGACAAGAUGCUAUCAGCACAGUUCCCAACAGGAUCACCAACAGAUACCUUCGCUCCCUUCCAUAUGCAACCACACAAUCCACUACCAGUAUCGCCAACGAGCUUCACCACCCAUCCUCCAUCUCAAUCCAAUUUCGACUUUCUCGACAUACCCCCCCUUUACAACGGCGCUGGAACCCAACAGCAACAACUCCCACACGACCCGCUAUCCGCUUUCCUCGCUCACUUGACGCAUGAGUUUACGUUGGAGCCGGCAACACUGGGGACCAUUACUCGUCGAUUCACGGAACGAGCGUUGAAUGAUCUCCAAGGAAACCCGAAUACGAUGUUACCGACCCAUAUCCACCACGCCCCCACUGGCCGCGAAACAGGCACGUUUCUCGCGAUGGACCUCGGUGGCUCCAACCUUCGCGUCGCAAUCGUUCAACUCCGUGGUGCCUCUGAGGCGGUGCGUACAUGGAUCCGGUUAUGGCAGGUCCCGGAACACAUUAAACGUGGAUCUGGAGAUCAGUUCUUCGAUUGGAUCGCGGAUAGGGUUGGGGAGGUUGUUGUCGAGGGUGUGGAGAGGCGGGGGUGGAAUAGAAGUGUGGAUGGCGGCGGGGGGAGACAAUUGGGGAUGGGUUUGACUUUUAGUUUUCCGAUUGAUCAGACGGGGGUUAAUCGAGGGCGGAUCAUGAUGAUGGGGAAGGGGUUUAUGGUGAGUGAGGAGUUGUUGGGGCUAGACCUCAAAGAUUGCUUUGAUGCGGCAUUUCAGAGGAAGGGGUUGGAGGUGUCGCUGGACGUUCUCCUCAAUGAUACGGUUGCGACGUACCUCUCGACAGCGUACAAUGUCCCGAAUACGAGACUGGGACUUAUCUUGGGAACGGGGCACAAUAUCACGUGUUCGGCGAGUCUGGCACUGUUGCCGCAGUCAAAGUUGAGCGUCGCGUCCUCCUUUUCAAAAAAAGCGAGUUAUUGCCUGCUUAACGCCGAAUCCUCCAUGUUUGGCGGUGACGGCUCCAUACCCUUCACGAAAUGGGACCUCGAACUCGAUGCUGCGAAUGACAGGCCGGGCUUUCAGCCGUUGGAGCAAACGGUGAGUGGGAGGUAUCUGGGGGAGUUGUUGAGGUUGAUCGUGAUGGAGGCGGGUAGGGAUUAUGGGUUGUUUGGAGGAAGGGUACCGGAGGGGUUGGAGGUGCCGUAUUGCCUCUCCACGCAACUUAUGGCUGGGAUUGAGAAUGUUGGGGAUGUGAGUGAGUUGGCGCACGUCAUCCCGUCCUCGCACCCACUGUCGACAAUCCCCUUCAGCUCCAGGGAUCUCGCGUUCGUCCAGGCAGUUAGCAAAUUGGUAUCGACCCGCGGCGCCGCACUCACCGCAGCCGCGACGGUCGCCUUCAUCCAAGUUGACGCCCAAUGUGGAUUCCCUUUCACCCCUUCCCCCGCCAUGUCCUCCACCCCCUCUCGCUUCUCCAAAACCCCUCAAAUUGCAACCGUCGCGUUCUCCGGCUCGGUACUCGAGAAGUACCCACAAUUCAAGGAACGUACGCAGUGGUUUGUUGAUUGUUUGGUGAGGGAUCGGGAUGUUCAUCGGGCUGCGGCGGAGUUUGAGGGGAUUAGGUUGGUGGGGAGUGUUGAUGGGGGGAUUGUGGGGGCGGGGAUUGCGGCUGCUGUUGUUGCGUUGAGGAGGAAGUUUAGGUUGCCGGUGUGAUUUUGGGAUAUACUUUUGGUUUUGUGCUUGCGAUUGGAGUUAUGGAAUGGGCUUGGCUUCUUUGGGGUAUAGUUAUGGUACAGGACAUGACAUUGCGAAUUCAUAUCGUUGUUCACAUACGACUGCUUCGGACAUCAAGUGAACGAUCUCGGGAUAAAACCAGUCACUUCUCAAUGUACAUGUCCGUGCCGCGAGCACUCCCGCUACAGGGUGGGAGCAGUGCCUUGUCAAGA